Molecule: messenger RNA, 261 nt
Organism: Cinara cedri
Lineage: Eukaryota; Metazoa; Arthropoda; Insecta; Hemiptera; Aphididae
Source: the annotation of a GenBank genome assembly
AUGAAGGUUACUUGGCGUAAAAUUUUAUCUGACUGGAAAAGUAGUGCUGAAGGAUUAAAAAAUCCUGUUUUACAAAAACAAACUUUCCCUUCUCUUCUAAAAAUGUUACUAAAUCUUUUACAGCCAACAAUAGCAACAUCUUUACAAAUGGAUUUCGUACAUGUGGAAUAUACUCUGUUAUUUAAAUUACAAGUUAUUGGAAAGAUUGCCAAAUACUGGCAAUCAUACCAACUCCCCAAAUCGUAUAAAGAUAUUUUUUAA